CAAGGGCCACGUAGGUUGUGCGGUCGCGUUCACCGUCGGUUUGUCGGCCGGAAAUCACAUCACUCUUUCCCUGUCUCUCCGUUCUCUGUCGUUCUCUUUGUCGGUGUCUAACGGGUGCUGCCGGUCGGUGGCCACCUCAAAGAUCUGCUUCGACUUCGAUACCACGCACCAACAACAUGACGGGAGAACAGAAGGGAACGGUUCUGGUUACCGGUGGAGCAGGAUACAUUGGUUCGCAUACGGUUGUGUCACUGCUCGAAGCCGGAUACGGUGUGGUGGCACUGGACAACUUCACCAACUCGGUCAAUUCCGCCAAGAACGAGUCCGUGGCAUUGAAGCGUGUCGAGGAGAUUACGGGCCGGAAGGUACACUUCUAUCGGUGCGAUCUGCUGGACAAGGAUGCGGUCGAGCGUAUCUUCAAGGCGCACCGUAUCGACUCGGUCAUUCACUUUGCCGCCCUUAAAGCGGUCGGUGAGUCGAUGACUAAUCCGCUGCUGUACUACAAGAACAACAUGAUCGGCAUGAUCAACCUGCUCGAGGUGAUGGACGGGCUCGGUAUCUACAAGAUGGUGUUUUCAAGCUCCUGCACGGUGUACGGCGAACCGGAGCGACUACCGAUCACGGAGGAAAACCCAACGGGCAACGUGACGAACGUGUACGGCCGUACGAAGUACUUCAUUGAGGAGAUGCUGAAGGAUGCGGUACGGGCAGAUCCGAAGUGGAACAUUAUCGCGCUGCGUUACUUCAACCCGGUCGGUGCGCACAAAUCGGGUCGUAUUGGCGAGGAUCCAACGAAGCAGUUCACGAACCUAAUGCCGUACAUUGCCCAGGUUGCAAUCGGGAAGAAGGAUGUGCUAACGAUCUUCGGUAACGAUUAUGAUACCCCGGAUGGCACGGGAGUACGAGACUAUGUGCAUGUAAUGGACCUUGCCAGUGGUCACGUGGCCGCGCUGAACAAAUUGGACAAGGAGCAUCUCGGGCUGAAGAUGUACAAUCUCGGUACCGGAAAGGGCAUUUCCGUCAUGGAGCUUAUCAACACCUUCGAACGAGUGAACGGGGUGAAGAUUCCCUAUGUUAUUCAGGAUCGACGUGCCGGUGAUAUUUCGUCCAUGUUUGCCAACGCAACGCUCGCCGAAACGGAGCUCGGAUGGAAGGCGGUACACAGCGUCGACGAGAUGUGCGAGGACUUCUGGCGAUGGCAAACCAUGAACCCGAACGGGUACAAAACGGACCAGACGAAUGGACACCAUUGAGUGGGCAGCUGGUGGUGCCUUGCUGUUUGAUGUAUUUAUUUUAAUGCCAGCGCACGUUCCGCGUCUCACUCCACUU
This is a messenger RNA of Anopheles darlingi, 1329 nucleotides long. Its product is annotated as UDP-glucose 4-epimerase-like. The coding region runs from base 177 to 1253 and encodes 358 amino acids. Gene Ontology annotation, molecular function: UDP-glucose 4-epimerase activity. Gene Ontology annotation, cellular component: cytosol. The transcript is spliced from 4 exons. NCBI's taxonomy places the organism in Eukaryota, Metazoa, Arthropoda, Insecta, Diptera, Culicidae. Gene Ontology annotation, biological process: beta-D-galactose catabolic process via UDP-galactose, Leloir pathway. The record is from RefSeq and is a predicted model, not a curated record.